GCGACACAGACGCCGGCGCAGGCGCAGCAAAGCCAGUCGACAAGGUCGAUGGUGAUGACGAUGACGAGGUCGACGAGAACGAGUUUGUCCAAGAAGAAGAGGUACUAGCUGUGAAGGGCUGGACGCCUUCAAUGACACUUGAGGUCCGUGACGACCUUGAAACCGGAGAAGAGCUGGAGGAAGAGCUAUACUGCCAGCGCUCCAAACUGUACCGGUUCCGCGACGCUGAAUGGAAGGAGCGGGGCGUGGGCGACGCCAAGCUUCUGAAGCACCAGGUGAACGGCAAGAUCCGCUUCCUCAUGAGGCAAGAGAGGACUGGGAAGGUGGUCGCCAACCACUUUCUGGUUGAUGCUCCGCCGUACUGUCAACUCGCCAAGAAUGCCGGCAAUGAGACAACCUGGGUCUGGUGUGCCAUGGACUAUUCUGAAGACAGUGCUCAGAUGGAGCAGUUUGCCCUCAGAUUUCGAGAUGCAGAGCUGGCAGAGAAGUUCGCGGAGGCCUUCAACGAUGCCAAGAGGCAGAACUCCGGACCCCAGGGCCAGGACCAGGAGCCCCCGCCGGCACAGAGCUGA
Symbiodinium necroappetens is the source of this 572-nucleotide messenger RNA. Lineage: Eukaryota; Dinophyceae; Suessiales; Symbiodiniaceae. The record is from the annotation of a GenBank genome assembly.